GUUGUGGUCCAUUUAAAAGUCUUGUGAUUUGGUCUACUGAUACCUUUCUGACCGCUUGCAAUCCCGUUUUUAUUCAUGCACGUGAGCUGAAAUAUCUAUGUCUCCAGAAGCACCACGCUGUGACAAGAACUGCAAAAUAGCAAGGUCACCACUAAUUUACAAAGGCCAUGUAUAUCACCCUUAUAUCAAAAAUAUAAUAAUUGGAGGAGGAUUGAUGGCUUUGGGGGAAAUUUGUGCUCAGUCACUCAAAAUGUACUUUUUUGGUCCACCUAACUGUAAUUCGGGCUCCAACAUCGACCUGUGCUCUGUUUGUGAUCAAGAAUCAUCUAAAAAAUCUUGGAUAUAUCUCAUCACAGAUACAAAAAAUUACAACUUCAACACCAUUAUUAGACAGAGUGCUAUCGGAUCGUUCCAAGGAUUCUAUCAAUUUAUAUAUUAUAGUUGGUUAGACAAAGUAUUCUCUGGAGUAUCGUUGACUAUAGUCGCAAAGAAGGUGUUGUUAGAUGAAGUGUUAAUAGGACCUAUAAGCCUGGCGAUAUUUUUUCUUUAUAAUGGAUUUUGUGACACAUGUACGAUGGCUGGAGCUUUUCAGCGGUGUCGCCAGUCAUUUCUUUCUGGUUAUUUGUCAGACUUAGUUUAUUGGCCUAUAUUGCAAACCAUUAACUUUGCACUUGUCCCUCCCGGAUAUCGUGUCUUAUAUGUCAUAUUUUUCACUAGUCUAUGGAACACUUACUUAUGUUUCUUUAAUGCUCGUAUGACCAAAUAAAUUUGGUUACUGCAAUGUUCAAGAUUUGUUUCGAUAAUAUGAUCAUCUGAUUGAGUCUUUGAAAUAACUUCAUUUCUGUCUACUCUAUUAAACUGUGUAUAUUUUCGAUAUAAGGACGUCAAGAAUGUAAAUCUGAUUAGAUGUACUACUGGCAUCAAUUUAAGUAAUUUAUAAUUUAACUCAAACAUAUAUUGUCAUCGACCAUAUUACAUAUCUGGAUAAACAACAUAGGAGAUUUACAAUUUUAUUGAAACUAUGCAUCUUUAUCUGGAUUAAGGUGGUAGCACUUUCAAAUGGAAAGUUUGGUGAGUGUAAUCGAAAUUAUAUUUAACUUCUGAAAUCUAAGCUAGUAUUCACUACUCCUUUGAUUUUAAUGAUUGUAAAAUUCAAUCUUGAUAAAUGCUCACAUAAUUAUACUUUACAUUAAUAUACACUAAUAACAUUAUGUUUUAAUAGACGAGACAAUGAGAAAAACCUAUUGUGCUUACAUCAUCCGUGUCGAUAUCAUCUAAUGUCCAACAACAAUAUGUGCCCAGAAAUAUCCAAGCUGAUAUAAAACAGAAAAUGGUAGCAAGCCAUAAUAAAAUGUAUCCAGAACCAUAAUCAAUAGAUGUUGUUGUACGUUGUUUCUAUUUUCAAUUAUAUGGCAUAAUGUAGUAAACAAAGAGAGAAAAUAAUCUUAACGUAAAAAAUUUGUUAAAUAUAAAAAGUUAUUCUGAUUAUAAUUUAACAAUCAAUGGAAGUUAUCUAGAACUAAGAUAUUCAGUCAAUAUUUAUAAAUCAAUAACAAGUUAUUUUGUAGAUGUAAACUGGAUCCUUUUGACUAGAUACAUAAGUAAACAUAGAUCUUCUGUUUCUAUAUUUAUUUAUUUAUUUAUUAUCACUGUUCAUAGUAAGUAAUUUCAGACUUUACUAGAAUGCUAAUUUAUCAACAUCACUGUAUCAUAACAAGGUGUCUGAAAUGAUAAGCACAUUUUUCCAAUCUACAUAAGUAUGGUUGAUAUUGUUUUAGCGUUUAGUAUACAAGAGAAAUUAUUGUAACAAAUGAAAUGUUUAUCAUCUUUGUAAAACAAUAAAAUAUAUUAUUACACUAAUCUUAGUUAUCAUAAUGCUUUGAUUGUCAGUUAGCCAAUUGAUAUUCAAUACAAUGUUAUAUACAAUUUGAAAGUCUAUUUUUAUACAACAAAUAUUUAUUAGUUACUUUACUGAUGAAAAGUCAUAUAAAAUAGAAGAUAAUUUUAGUG
Messenger RNA from Schistosoma spindalis, 2010 nucleotides. The record is from the annotation of a GenBank genome assembly. NCBI's taxonomy places the organism in Eukaryota, Metazoa, Platyhelminthes, Trematoda, Strigeidida, Schistosomatidae.